Messenger RNA from Candidozyma duobushaemuli, 1116 nucleotides. RefSeq names its product fluoride transporter. Gene Ontology annotation, cellular component: membrane. Gene Ontology annotation, biological process: fluoride transmembrane transport. The coding region runs from base 1 to 1116 and encodes 371 amino acids. Lineage: Eukaryota; Fungi; Ascomycota; Pichiomycetes; Serinales; Metschnikowiaceae. Gene Ontology annotation, molecular function: fluoride transmembrane transporter activity. The transcript has a single exon. The record is from RefSeq and is a predicted model, not a curated record.
AUGCCCGGGUCUGCCGAGAUCCGACGGACCGAAACCAGGCUCCGUGAGCUUGAAGCUGAAUCCCUUCACGAAGCCCUACCCGAGGGUUUCAACGCCUCCCAGGAAACCAUCAAAACAAUUCUAAAACACAUCCUGCCUCCGCCUGCGGUAUCUACGCUUUUGAACAUCGUCAACGGCGCUGUUUGGGGUGUCCUUGCACGCAAAGGACUCAUGGUGCUUACGACAUACGACGGGAUGUUUUUGGGCGGCGUCAUUUGGGCCAAUUUUGCUGCUUGUGUUGUUAUGGGUAUGUUUGUCGCUCUGGACCGAGUCUGGAGCAGAUUGACAGAGCAAGCUUUUGCUAAUAAGGGUGUCAUUCCCAUCUACGUGGGCGUUACUACCGGAUUCUGCGGUACCUGUUCCUCCUUUUCCACGUUUAUCCUCGAAUGCUUCAACAAAGCUGCUAAUACGCUUCCUAAACAGUAUGAUUAUCCGACAGCCGGCUACGGCGUCAUGGAAGCAUUGGCCGUCGCAAUAGCGCAUGUUAGUGUGUCUGCAUCUGGCUUCCACUUGGGAAGGCACCUCAUGGAGUACAUUGAUGCUAGCGUUCCUGUUCUUUCACUUAAAGCAUUCAACACACUCAAUUUGCUGAGUUGUGUCAUUGGCAUUGCUGCCUACAUCGUCAUCAUCGUGCUUAUUUGCACGCAAAACUACGGGUCCUGGCGCCUGUGGCUUUUCCUGGUGCUUUUUGCUCCUUGGGGUGCUAUCCUACGGUACUACCUUCUGAAGUUCCUCAACAGCAAAGUCCCCAAUUUUCCUAUGGGUACGUUUGCCGCUAAUACACUUGGCUGUCUCCUUCUCGCUGUGUUUACUUUAAUAGCUCGUGGACGCAGCCUUGGUGAUCGGAGUGUUCAAAUCGUCACCAACGUCGUUGGGUGCCACGUGCUCAUGGGUCUUGAUGACGGUUUCUGUGGAGCACUUACUACGGUUUCGACAUUUGUUGUGGAGCUUUUCGGUCUUUCGACGUUGUACAGUUAUGUCUAUGGUACAGUUUCUGUUGCCGUUGGCUUUUGCAUAAUGGUCUUGUUGCUUGGCUCGUAUAAUUGGGCUGUUGGUCUUCUCCCCGCUGUAUGCUGA